UACCGAACUUUAUCCGCAUAUAUUGGCCCGUCGGCAUCCACCACACGACUGUCCAAUGAAGACACCUCCAACGGAACCUCCACCAACAAGAACAGAGACCCUCUGCGCAUAUACACGCACACAGCACACACGCUCAUGCAACGCCCAGAGGUCUACGACAACAUGGUCGUCACACACUUGGACGAGAUUGAGAACGUCGUGCUGGGUCGCUUGCAUGCAGUGGUGACGCCUAAACAGUUGGAGUUGCAAGUGGCGUUGAUGCAGCUGCUGCAGUCUGUGGUGGUACUCGACAACAUGCGCCUGAACGCCGAGAGCUCCGGCGGUAACCAUAGCAACGCCUCCGGUAACCGUGGCAACGCAUCGGGGUGGGUGGACGUCCCGAGUGGCAAAGGAAAGGCGGAUAGGAAAGUGCGCAACCACACAAUCGCACAGAAUCCACUGUUCCUGGACACCAUCCUGAUUGCCCUGAACAUGCCGUCUCUGCGGGCCGUGCAUGCGUACUGGAUUACGUAUGUGCUGGCGUGUCUGCCGCACACAGGAAGUCAUUUGGAUAUAAUCGUGCCUGCGGUACUACAAUGCCUCUCCACGUCACUCGCCGUCAACGCAUUCAACAGCACCAGUUCCCCGGAAGAAAGUCACUCGUUG
Sphaeroforma arctica JP610 is the source of this 645-nucleotide messenger RNA. RefSeq lists its product as hypothetical. Gene Ontology annotation, cellular component: endosome; trans-Golgi network. The annotation marks the transcript as partial. Gene Ontology annotation, biological process: Golgi to endosome transport. The transcript is spliced from 3 exons. The record is from RefSeq and is a predicted model, not a curated record. NCBI's taxonomy places the organism in Eukaryota, Ichthyosporea, Ichthyophonida.